UUUCAAAGUAACCAAACGUAGCAUUUCAGGGUAUGGCACCUCUUCAAGGUAACCUACCAAACAUAGCAUUUCAAGGUAUGGCACCAUGUCAAGGUGACCAACCAAACAUGCAUGGGAUUUCAAGGCAUGGCACUUUCUUCGAGGAACUGCCCAAACAUGGCAUUUCAUGGUAUGGCACCUCCCCAAGGUGACCUACCAGGAAGCGGAUUGCGUACUGAGUUACUCAGUAGGCUUAGCGUACUGAGUAAACUCUGUGGGGCCCACAGUGAUUUAUAUAUUCCAUACACUCCUUACAUCCAUUUUAAUAGAUAAUUUUAAAGCUUAAGCCCAAAAAUGAAGUAUAUCCAAAGCUCAAGUGGGCCACACCACAGGAAAUGGUGUGAAUUGAAUAUCAACAGUUGAAAUUUUUCUUGGGGUCCACAGAAGUUUUGGAUCAAUCUGAUAUUUGUGUUUUCCUUUCAUCCAUAUCCGUGUGAUCUUAUGAACAGGUUGGAUGACAAAUAAACAACACUAUAGACCUUAGAAAUGUUUCAAUGGUAGAAAUUAUUAUUCCCAAUGUUUCCUGCUCUAUGGUCCACUUGAGCAUUGGAAAUGAUUCAAUUUUGGUCUCAACCAUUAAAAUGCGCUUGAAAAACGGAUGGACGGUGUGGAUAGACUACAUGCAUUCACAGUGGGCCCAACAGAGUUUACUCAAUACGAUAAAAGCAUACUUGAGUAACUCGGUGCGCAUUCCGAUUUCGACCUACCAAACCUUGAUUUCAGCAUAUGACAGCCCCCAAGACAACCAACCAAACACUGGAAUUCAAGGUAUGGAAUCUCCUCUAAGCGACCGACCAAACAUGGCAUUUCAAGGCAUGGCAACUCUCCAAGGUGACCAACCAAACAUGGCAUUUCAAGGUAUGAUACCUCCCCAUGGUGCCCAACCAAACAUGGCAUUUCAAGAUAAGAAGACAAGUUCGAAAGAUUACGCACCUAAAAGAAAACGAACGCAACCACACUCGGAAAGAAAUGGAAAAUUUCAAGUUAUGGCAGGUGCUUCAAGUGAUCACCCAAAUCAAGGCAUGCUACUAUCCCAAGGUGGCCCACCAAUGGUGGUGAUGUUUCAAGAAGAGCAUGAGAAAACCCCAAUGGAUAUGGUCUUUUGCCAACGAAUGGCGCCAAUGCCUGAACUCAAGAAAACAAUAGAGGAAUUGUUCUAUUUAACCAUGAACGGUGGUUGGGAUGAAGUUGUGAACAUUUACGAGGAUCCGUCCAUCCAAAAAGCCAUGAUCACCAAAUCAGAAGGAACAAUAUUACACAUAGCAGUCAACAAUGGUAAGACAGACAUCGUCGAGAAUCUUGUGGAGAAAUUGAUGGAUUUGAGAGUUCUAGAUAUAACGAACAAGAUGGGCAACACUGCAAUCCACUUAGCGGCGAUAGCGGGGAAUGUGAGGAUGUGCAAAUGCAUGGCAGAAAAACGGCCUCAACUGGUUGUGAAACCAAACACAAUUGGCGAGACUCCAUUGUUGGCAGCGGUUAAGUAUGGCAGAAAAGAGGCAUUUAUCUACCUACAUUCCAAAUGCUACCAAGUUGAUGGAAAUGACUACUUGAUCAGAAAGAAUGGUUAUCAGAACAUUCUUCAUGCGGCCAUUGAAAGGGAAUACUUUGAUUUGGCUUACCAAAUUAUAAAAAAGUACAACAAGAAUUUGAAAUCGGAUUGGGAUCUUGCCAACUUUUUGAAUGUAAAAGGAUUCUCGGCUUUGCAUUUGCUAGCAAGCAGACCUUCUGCCUUUAGAAGUGGAAGUCAACUGGGAAGAUUUAAGCUUCUGUUCUACAAUUUUAUUGUCAUUGACAGGCUCGAAGAGACGCCCCUCAAUAGCAUCCUGAAUAAUGAAUCUCAAAGCAUACGCAAUAUCCAAUCGCAAGAGAAUUAUCCAACAUCUCCCAAAUGGCUAUGUUCGUGGGCCUUAUGGCGAUCUCCCCCAAACCAAAGAGACAAAGAGGACCCACAUGAUCUGAGAUCUGGACCCACAGUUCCUCAAUGGCUAUGGUGGUGGCGGCGAUAUCCCCGAAAACAACGAGAUGAAGAGAACCCACAUGAUAAAAGAUAUGAAUCAACAGAUGAUCGAGGUAGUGGAAGCAAAAAUAAUCAAAGGGAAGGAGGAAGUCACAACAACGAACACUCAUUUCCACCUAUUUACAGCAUGUGCAAUUAUUUCUUUAAGCCUGCAUUGGUGGUCCUGCAAUUUAUAGUGCAUGCAGGGUUUAUCAACAUAGACGAAAUGAAAGAGGAGAAGCAAAAGCAUACAUGGGCAGUUCAAAUCAUGGAAGAACUCGUUUCCCAAUCUUCUUGGUGGGAGUAUGACCCAGUAUACUUAAACCGGCGUGGGCAGUCACCAUUUCUGAUGGCAGCCAGCAUGGGGGUGGUGGAGAUGGUGGAGAAAAUUCUCGACGUGUUUCCAGUUGCAAUUUGUGAUGUGGACGAUCAAGGUGGUAGGAAUGCACUACACUUUGCAGCGGCGAACAGGAAACACAGAGUCUUCAAGGUUAUAUCAGAGAGGUGCUCUUUGGACUAUGUUUUUAGGCGUUCUGAUCAUCAAGUUAAUACUCCGCUGCACUUAGCCGCGAAGCUCGAUUCAGAAAGACAGCCGUGGCGAACUUCGAGUGCAGUAUUACAAAUACUGCUAGAGUUAAAUUGGUUCAAGAUUGUCAGCAAGAUCAUGCCACCUGACCUCUUAGCGUACCGAAAUGCCGAUCUUCAGACGGCCAAGGAUAUAUUCACAAAGACUCACAAAGAUAUGAUCAAGGAAGGAGCUGAUGAGCUAACUCGCAUGGCCAAUUCAUGCUCCGUUGUUGCAGCACUCAUUGCAACUGUAGCUUUUGCAACUGCAGCCACAAUUCCAGGCGGAUUUCGGUCAGAAGAUGGCAAACCAAUGUUCGAAGGCAAGAUUGCAUUUUAUGUUUUCACAGUCUCUUCAUUCCUCGCAUUGUGCGCCUCCAUAAUCUCUGUAAUCACAUUCCUCGCCAUCCUUAACUAUCCCCACCAAGAGUCGGAUUUUGGGAUGUAUUUGCCUAGGAAGAUGAUGAUAGGCUUCACCUCUCUCCUACUCUCAAUCGCUUUUAUGUUUGCUUCCUUUUGCGCUUCCCAUUUCUUUCUUCUCAAAGACAAGCUCCACCACAGCAUGGCCUAUCCACUGUAUCUCAUCUAUCUCAUCGUAUGCUUCAUUAUCACACUCUUUGCUAUAUGUCAAUUUCCUCUCUACUUCGAUAUCAUAAAAUAUUCUAUUACAAGAGAGCUCCCCGAUAAUUAGAUUGCAGUGUGAUUGUAGCUUCUUUCUUCACCUUCUUUGUGUUCUUUGUGUAUGAUUGGAUUGAAUGAAGCAGCUUCGAUAUUCCUACCUUUGUAUUUGCAUCACUACUUGCUGAUGGUGGAAUGCAAUUCUAGCAUUUUUUAUUUUUUCUUCUUCUAAUGAAUACUCUUCAUAACAACUUGAGACUCAUUUUAGUAUGUGAUUUUCAAUGUUGUUGUUGAUAUAGA
Messenger RNA from Magnolia sinica, 3517 nucleotides. RefSeq lists its product as uncharacterized. The coding region runs from base 534 to 3290 and encodes 918 amino acids. The transcript is spliced from 11 exons. NCBI's taxonomy places the organism in Eukaryota, Viridiplantae, Streptophyta, Magnoliopsida, Magnoliales, Magnoliaceae. Gene Ontology annotation, molecular function: protein binding. The record is from RefSeq and is a predicted model, not a curated record.